Rhipicephalus sanguineus (brown dog tick) is the source of this 7945-nucleotide messenger RNA. RefSeq names its product serine-rich adhesin for platelets-like. NCBI's taxonomy places the organism in Eukaryota, Metazoa, Arthropoda, Arachnida, Ixodida, Ixodidae. The transcript has a single exon. The coding region runs from base 53 to 7783 and encodes 2576 amino acids. The record is from RefSeq and is a predicted model, not a curated record.
CAGCACCACAAAGUCGGCGAUAACCACAACGAAGGAACAAACUUCCACUGAUAUGUUCAUCAGCACAGCUACUGCGAUACGCCAUCCCUCUACGAAUACAUCAGAUAAAUCAAAUGAACGGGACAGUAAUUACAGUACCAGAGCGGGCUCGAAUGUCAGGUUUCUGAGCACAUCGACAGAACAAAGCAGUAGAACAAGAUCUCUCGAAUCUCGAAUACAGGAGAGCGAAAAGAAUGAAUCACGUCCCGUGACGAUGCAAACUGUAUCUUCAGCAAAACUUAAUACCACAAACACGGCAAGCACGCAUGCGACGUCACCUUCGGCGAGCGUAUCACCGGCAUCCGUUUCAGAAAUAUCGAACACCUCGAAAAGCGUGUCGACUGCCAGUUCUCACGAAGCAACUUCCACUGAUAACCAAGAUAUUGGAAUGGAUGGCAUAUCUACAACAGCAAUAUAUAAAUCAAAUGGACGUGACAGCAAUAAUAGUGGCACACAAAGUGCAGCCACACGAUUGUUCAGCGCUCCACCCGAAGGGAGCACAAAGCCUGCAUCUCUUGACUCUCAAAUAUCGCAAGGUUCAAGCAUUGCUUCCAAUUUGCCAACAGUGGAAACUGUAACUCAACACGAGCCAAUAACGAAUAUUACAACUUCCACAAAAUUAACCACUGCAUCUGACAAUGAACUAACCACACUUAACAAGAGUGCGUUCGUGAGCACGUCUGCAGCAUCUUCAAAUAUUGAGGGCAGCAUUGACCCAGGGAAUAAUCAUUUCUCUUCCACAGGGACACGUAAUGCAAACACUCAUCACAACAAUAACGAUGCCACAUUAAGUAGGGCUACAUCUGUUGCUAUAUCGACAGAAGAAAGCUCAAGAAUUCGGCGUGGCGAUUCUCAGAUAUAUGAAAACUCAAGUACUACAGUACCGAGCACUUCAACAGCGAAAGUAGAAACUGCCGAAACAACAAACAGCGCCACAGGACUGGGAAACACAGGCGCCACAAUAAUGUCAAAGACAGCUGUUCCAACACUAAAAAACACCAGCGAAAGUGUGUUCACGAGUACUUCUACUGUAACAUCAAAACAUGUCGUGAACACGGAUACCAUCACAAAACAUGCCUCUACCACAGCAACAGACCAAUCGAAUAAUGAAGGCAGCGAAAACGUUGCAAUAGGGGGUUUUGUCACCCGGUCUACUAAGACAUCUACCACAGGCAUUGCAAGAAUAGCACUUAAUGACACAAGUGAAAUAUCAAGCUCUUCAACAGAGAAGACCGUUACUGUUUCAACAAACGCUCAUGAAUCGGAAAUAAAAAAUUCGGAUAUGACAACACCCCCAUCGAGAGUAACCUUGACAUCCGAUUCGGCAUCAGCGAACAGCAGCCGUGCGGGGCUCAUACAUACGUCCAUACUUCGUGAAGCAAGCAUUACUACUGGGCUCAAUCAUCCAUCAACGGAAGCUGCAUACGAGUCAAAUAGACAUAAAAACAUGAGCAGGACCCCAAAGAAUUCAGUAAUACGCACGACUAAGGCUUCAAACGGAGAAAGUACGGAAACACCGCCCGGCGUGUCGCACAUAUCUGAGAUCACGAGUAAAGUAUCCGACUACUCGACGGAGAAAACAGCAACGCGAAUAACGACCACACACGAACAGAAUGCAAGUACCAGUACGACAUCUGCAACAAGCACAAGUGCGGCAUUUGUUACAAAAUAUGACAGCAACACCACAAAGGCAGUGACAAACACAUCGAAGUUGCCAACUUCCAAUGACGGGUUCAGCAGAGCUACUGGGAAACACCAUCCCUCUACGAAUAAAUCAAGUACAAAUGAACAUGACAGCAAUUACGGUUCCAGAGAAGGCGCAACUGUAAAGUUUUUUAGCACGUCAACAGAAAAAACUACAAGGGCGACGACUAUCGAUUCUGGCACACCUGAGAGUGAAAUGAAUGUAUCAAGUUCGGAAACGACUGAAGCCAAACCUGUGGAAACGGUUAAAACCACACACAAGGCACACACGAAUGCGACGACACCAUUGACGAGCACAACAGCGGCGCCCGUUUCAGAAAUGUCGACCACCUCAAGAACUGUUGUGGCUGCCAGUUCUCAUCCAGCAACUUCUACUGAAAACAUAGCUACUAGAAUAGAUCGUAUUUCUACAACAGCAACGGUGAAAUCUAAACUAAACGACAGCAAUAACGGCGACAUGCAAAGUUCAACCACACGUUCGUUCAGCAAAUCAACCGAAGCGAGCACCAAACUGGCUUCUCUUGACUCUCACACAUCGGAAGGCAUUGUUUCGAAUUCGCCUACAGCGGAAACUGUAACUCAACAGAGAACUAAUAUAACACAAGAGCAUAUAACAACUUCCACAAACUUAAUCUCAGCAUCUGAAACUGAACAAACGAACAAUAACAGGAGUGUGUUGGUGAGCACUUCUGCUACAUCUCGAAAUGCUGAGAAUAGCAUUGCCUCUGGUAGUGAUCAUUCCGCUACUACUGCAACACGCAAUGUAAACGUUAAUCACGAUAAUAACGCUACCACGUCGAGUUUGGCGACAAUAUCGGUUACUAGAUCGACCGAAGAAAGCACAAGAAUGACGAGCGUAGAUCCCCAGAUAUCCGAAGACUCAAGUACCGCAUCGCGCACUUCUACAGGGAAAGCAGAAACUGCCGAAAUAACAACUAUUGCCACAGGACUGGAAGACACAGAACCCACACCUUCGACUACUGCAUCAAGGACAUCUGUUACAACACUAAGAAACACAAGCGAAAGUGAUUUCACGAAUAGUUCUGCUGCAACGACAUCAACUUAUGUGGUGAGCACAGAUACCGUCAAAAAACAAUCCUCUACCACAAUUACAGUCCAAUCGAAUAAUGAAGCCAGCCGAGAUGGUAGAAUAGAGGGUACUGUUACCCACCAUAGUGAGAUAUCUACCACAGAAAUUGAAAGAAUACCGUCUCGCCAUUUUAAGAUAUACAAUAACAGAACUGAAAUAUCAAGCUCGUCAACAGAGAAGACCGUUAGUGCCCCAACAAAAGCUCAUCAAUCGGGUCAAGAAAAUUCGGGUAUGAGAACAUCAACAGCGAUAGUAACUUCGGCGUCCGAUACCGCACCUGUGAACAGCAGCCAAACUGUGCUCAUACAAACUUCUACAUAUACACCUUAUGAGGCAAGCAUUGUUACCGGGCUCGGUCAUCCAUCUACGGCAGCUGCAGACGAGUCAAAUGCACAUCAAAACAACAACGCGACCAUAAAUGGUUCUGUCAGAGAAACGACGAAGUCAUCAAACAAAACAAGUACAGCGAUACCGCCCGGUGAUUCGCAUAUAUCCGAGACGACAAGUAAGGUAUCGAACUAUUCUGAAGUCAAAACAACAACAGCAUCAACCAUGAAAGCCACGCACAAUGCGAGCACCAAUAGCCCAUCUUCAACUAGCACGUCUGCGGCGUCUAUUACACAACACGACAACGGCACCACAAUCGUUGUGACAAGCAAUCCGAAGGCACUAACUUCCAUUGAGAGGAUCAGCACAGCUGGGGACAUAGUUCAUCCCCCUACUGGUCCAGCCGAUAAAACAAGUAAACAGCAUAGUGGAGAAAGCUCCACUGUACACUUUUUGAACACGUCUGUAGAAGAAGGUUCAAGAGUGACGUCUGUCCAUUCUCGUAUAUGGAACAGCAAUAACACAGCAUCAACAUCAGCAACAAGGGAAACUGUAUCUGAACAAAGAAAUAAUACCACACGCCAUCGAACCACUGAAACUCUGUCUCCUUCCAGCAUUACAGCUUCAUCUGCUGCAGAACUAGCAAAUAGUAGCACAGGUGCUGUGAUAAUUAAUUCCACAGAAGCAGUUCCCACUGAUCCGGUGACCAUAGCUACGGGGACUUAUAAUACUUCUUCGACAACAAUAAGGAAAGCAAACGAUCAUAACGUCGAUAAUCUGACCACAGAGGUUACUUCCACACUAUCUGUGAAGUUCUCCACAGAAGAAAGUACAAGGUCGUCGUUUAAAGUUUCUACGCAUGCUGAGAGAUCCAGUAUUACGUCAUCCACGGUGGUAACUAAAAACACCUUUCAAAAAAAUACAACUGAUGAGGUGCUUCGGAAAAAGGUGAAUACAUCUGCAUCAUCUGCUGAAAAUACGACAGCUGCAUCUGUACCAACUCACGAGGAUGGCGCCACAAGUCUAACGGAAAGCGUUUCUCAAAAGAAAACUUCAACUGAUUCAACGAGUACGACUUCAGGCAGAGAGCAGCCUACUAUCGACGUUUUAGCGAUAACACCUGCUAAACCUAGAUCUUUCCCAGGUGGUAACAGUUCUUCUAAAGCAUCAAUUACCAAUGGUGCUGGAGAGAGUCAUAGUUCUCCCACUGAAGACUCUCACGAUGUCGGUAGGGCUACAGACAUUGCAAACACGACAUUGGCAAUUAAAUCUAGCGCGCCAGAAACAACAAAUAAAUCAAUGGACAGUCAACCAACUGCUACAACCCUCAUAUCCUCUCCCACAAGCACUGACGCAUCCUCACUUACAGAAAUAACAAAUGACCACUCAAGCACGGUGAGGAGUAGCACUGAAACAAGGAGUUCCACUGAUGCGGCUAGCAAGAUCACGAGGACCGAACAUACCUCCUCUGAAAUCUUAGGCAUUACAAAGGCUCAAGGCAGUAAUAAUGCCAGCGUGGAUAGUUUCGAGACCCCAUCAAUUACCAGCGAAAGUGAUGAAAGUUUCUCGACCACUGAUUCCAAUCCAACCGAGAGCUCCAGUAAGGUGGUAAACAUGUCAGCAUCUAAACCCACUGCAACAAACACGUCAGUUUAUGUGAGAGGCCUAGAAAAUAAUGAUACUACCACAAUAGCAACUACCGUUCGCAUGACUACCGCGUCUUCUACUGAGAAAACGAGCCAGAGCGCAACUGCGGCGAACAUUGAAAACAUUACUGAACAUGCCACUACAAAUUCAGGGAUAUCAUAUACUCAGCCUUGUAGAAAUUUGAGCUCUGGCGAUUCCAUUCUUGCAGACGCUACGACAAAAAUGAAUAGUUUCAACGUAGGAUCUAAUAUUUCGGCAGACGGAAGCGUGAUUUCUUCGCAUACUACGUACCCGACCAAUGCUGUAGCUAAGCAGUCAACGGCCAACCCCAACAUUUCGGCAACGGAUUUGUUUACUUCAAUUUCCGACACUACGCAAUCUGACAGCUCAAUUGUUCAAAGUUGGGCGACGGACACCAAUUCAAGUGAUGCAAUCAGCUAUUCGACAGCUCAGGAUACACCACGCUCAGAGCCCAGCAUUGUACCACAGGAUAGUGUGACCACACUUGCAGAUAAUUCUUCAAUCGAGCCUAGUUCCACUGGUUCAUUUAGUAGCGUGAAAACAGGCAACUGCUCAGGAAAGUCGGAAAAGACAGCAACGCAGCUGCCGAAAGCAUCAACUAUCCCGAAUCCAACCAGUAUGGUCACCAUUUCCUCGUUAGAGCACAACUCGACAUCUCCAUCCACUUCCCCGCAAGUUGUCAGCAGCUCUAGUUUUGCGCCUAGCAGCGAUUCGAUAAACCUGAACUCUUCUGUUGGGAUUACCUCAGAUGCGAUCCGACAGAAUCAAAAUAUAUCUACAGCUGCCAAUAACUCCCUAUUUUUGCCGAGCACUUCUGCUGCGAGCAGCGUUUCGUUGCAGAUGCGUAAUUUCACACAAACUGGCAACAGCUCAAGCACGGCCCCGUGCAUUUCUCAAAAAGCGAAUAACAGCCGUGCGACAUCUGAAAAGUCGUCUCAUACAAGGGCCCUUACUACACAUGCUGUUGUGAAUAGGGCAGGUACACCUAGUCAACCUUCGAUGGAGAAUAGUUCUACCGCUGUGUACGUUUCUGUAAAACCAGACAACACCUCGAGUGUUGCGACGAUGAAUCUUUCCACUGGGGUUUCAACUGGUGCAACCUCGCCUACUGAAAGUUCAAAUGUUAUAAAAGGAGAGAACUCUAGCGCUGAAUAUGGCGUCUCAUCUAGAUCCAACAUUUCUAGUACGCCAUGUAAUUCCACACAUAGCGAGAAACGCUCGACGGUGGCACCGACAAGUCAUCUGGCGGUUGAGAACUCAAGCGAUGCUAGAGAAGCUGUGGCAAGACACGAUGUGGUGUCGGCGAAACUUAGCGUAACUUCACCAGGCGAACACUCAACCGCUACACCAACCAUUUCUCCAACAGGUCACAGUGAAACUGCUGCAGCCGCUGCCACAGUACAAGACUAUAUCUUUAGUGCGGUACAUAAUGUCUCAACGGGCGCUAAAUCCAGUAAUGUGGCGAGUGACAACUCUUCUGCAAAUGAACUAAUGACGAAGCUACCAUGCAGGAACACGACUAGUGCAUCCAGCAUAUCUCCUAUGGACAGCAGCUCAUCUUCUGAAGCCAAUAUUGCGGAAGUAGACCGCAAGUCAACCAUAAGGUUGAACACUUUUCCUUCCGUGGAUACGUCGGGUUAUGCGAGUGGUUCUACACCAAAGAGCCAGCAAAGUGACCUGAAUACUGCUGAUGCACACAACAACUCGACGCACAAGCUCAAUGUUACAGGUGUUGAGUCUAGUCCAGUGCAAUACAGAAAUGACUCGGGCGUUACACGGCAACUUUAUGCCACCACCGAAAACUCGAGUGACACUAACCGGUCUUCGGGAAAAUAUAAUUCUGUGACGAAACCGACACCAGGGUGCAAGAACUCUACUAGCGCACCAAGCAUUCCUCGUGAGGAGAACUCCACUUCAAAUCUUGCCACUAAUGCUGAAGCGAACACACAGUCACGCGCUCUAAGCACUACAUCAACAGGAAAGCGCUCGAGCAGUUAUUUCAAUAUUUGGACUACUGCGUCUGGUCCUGCGCAAAUCUCGAACGGCUCGAAUGUUGCGCUCCGCGAUGCUACAGUAGAAGAAAUGUUUAUUGACUCAACCCGGACUGCAGAAAAAGAAAACGCUCCUACGACUGAAUCCGUAACCCCGCCACCAUGCAAGAAUGUGACAAUUGCGCGCACGGAUUCUCCAGUGGAUUACAACUCGAACGUUUCCAACAGCUUCGUGCGAGCUGAAAGCAACUCAAGUGACGUGACGUACAGUUAUCCAAUAGACAGGAACCAAUCCAGCACCAGAGAAGUAAGCAGCUCAACCAGUGCACCCAAAUUAUUUUUGCCGCACUUCUUUACCACUGUAUCGAGUUCGGCGCAAGCAAACGGGUCACAUGUGGCAACGCACAAUACAUCGUCGGCCAAAAAGUUUAAUUACACGCACACAACAGCGCGGGAGAACAACUCAAACAGUACGAACGGCAUUUCUUCAACACUCAGCAGUUUUAUUACCACUUCCGAUUCCACAGAAACGGACAGAACUUCCAGUAACGAGUCAAGUCCUGCAAAAAAUAAGAAAAAACCGUGUCCAACCAAUUCGUCGUUGGUCAUUAAGAACUCUACUACAACGCUUGAUAGCUUUGCGGCUGUCAACAGUUCGAAAGUAGCAGCCGACGCCACAAGCACAAACAGCUCAAGCGUGACGCCAAAGAGUUCUUUAACUCCCGACACCAAUAGCUAUCCGGCCAGCACGGAGUCGGCAGACCUAAGCAAAUCUAACGGGCUGGUUAAUGAAGCACGAUCCAGCAACUCAACCGCGAAAGACCCAUCACCUUUUCAGAGCACCACAUCUGGUCCGCGGCACCGUGAACCAUGCGAGAAAACAAAAUCAGUGUCGCCACGCAGAUCAGUUCGCUCAAAGCGGGGAUCAAGGCGCCUUCUUCCGUUAGGCCGCCUACGCACAUGAGCGACUGCUGAAGUCCUAGUGUGUCAGUGUGCAAGCAGCAAAUGCCGGCGACAUUUAUAAAAUUGGGCCGAAUUCCAACGCUUCUGCAUAAGCAUGAUUCUUCAUACAUGCCAUAUUGCAUCUGUUUUUUACGAAAUAAAUAAAUUGUAUUUUGCAUUAUAU